Molecule: messenger RNA, 3630 nt
Organism: Saccostrea cuccullata (small rock oyster)
Lineage: Eukaryota; Metazoa; Mollusca; Bivalvia; Ostreida; Ostreidae
Exons: 3
Coding region: 1-3630 (1209 amino acids)
Biological process (GO): DNA replication
Molecular function (GO): DNA binding; nucleotide binding; DNA-directed DNA polymerase activity
Source: RefSeq, a predicted model, not a curated record
AUGGAUUCUACUAGAGAAAAACAGGUACAGGCUCAACGAAUAUUGAAACGAAAAAGUACCGAGAGAGAAAUAGAUUUACCACCUAAACCCAUUUCUGAGUAUUAUCAUAUGAGACUAGCUCAAGGAAAGACCUCUCCAAAAUUUAAAGCGCAUGAAAAUAGAUAUGUCGUUCAUUUCGAUGAAUUUCCAGAAGAAGAAGAAAACACAGCUUUCCUUCGGCGAUUAUUCACAAACAUGUUACAAGACUUCAAAUCUGAAAUGCAGUGUGAUCCUAACGAUUACCUCCGUCUGAACCUUCAUCACCAUUCUCUGGAAUCAGACAUUUCGUACGAGUUUAUGCAAUGUAAAGAUUUAAACGAAGACGUCAUUUUAAAAAAAAUACAAGACGUGCAACAAUCCAAAAAGGAGUUCAAACUGAGCGACGGCUCCACGGAAUUCGAUCUGUUACACAUCGAGAAUCCCCAGGGGAGUGGUGGAAACAGAACCAAACAUCUACAAAAACCGGAACAUCCAGACCCGGAAUGGGAAAAACGAUGGAAACGCAUGAGGUCAGGAGAUAAGAAAUCCUUGGAUCAGAGGAACGAAGCCAUAGCCCUCAUGGAACAGGCCGGAUGUGAUAUUACUCAAGCUUGUGGAAAUGCAGAGUGGCCAAAAUUACAACAGGUAUUAGCUCCUCAGUAUCGUCUGAAAAUAUUUCAAUUCAAAUCUACUUCCACUAAACUCUGUUUAGAGCGCAUCUUCAAAGGCUGGGGAGAUGGAACUUGUUUGAACAUUUUGUUAGACAACCGUCAUUGCGAUGCCAUCAUAUCCAUGCCGGGAGUGACGGGGAACCAAUAUUACUGUGAUCAUUGCGACGUGGGGUACAGGAAUGUCACAGACCAUCGGUCCAAAUGCCCUCAUCGCUGUACCUUUUGUUUAGGACAUCACCCUAAUUGUCCCGAUGAAGGGAUCGAGAUUAAAUGCCAGGAAUGCCAAGGAAUGUUUAAGAACAGGACCUGCUACGAAAAUCAUUUAAGACCUCAUAGUAAGAAGACCACCACUACUGUCUGCAAUUUAAUGGGGCUAUGCGAGAAGUGUCAGUCCUGGAUACCUAAGAAAUUAUUACCUCAUCACAAAUGCGGAGAUCAGAAACAGUGUAAGAUCUGUAAGAAAAUCGUCGAUGCCGAUCAUCGGUGCUACGUACAACUGAAGCCCAAGAAGAAGAAGAAGAAGGGAGAAGACACCUUAGAGUUUUACAUUUAUUUCGAUUUCGAAUGCACUCAGGAAUCGGGCAUUCACGUCCCUAAUCUGUGUACUAAGAAUUCCACUUUAGUACACGACGAGGCCAUCGUCAUCGCCCAUAACUUCAAAGGCUACGACGGACAAUUCAUUUUGAAUCACCUGGUGCAUUCCUCUUGCCUGAAACCUAACGUGAUCAUGAACGGCAGUAAGAUCUUGUACUUUGAAAUAUCUGGACUCAAAUUCAUCGACUCGUAUAGUUUCUUAACGUUUCCUUUGGCCAAGAUGCCCUCCGCUUUCGGAUUGAACGAAUUGAAGAAAGGUUAUUUCCCUCACUUUUUUAAUACGGAACAGAACCAGAAUUACGUGGGACCUUAUCCACCGGCAGCUUUCUACAAACCGGACGAAAUGUCUACCAGUGGACGAAAAGCUUUUUUCCAAUGGUACGACCAACAGAGGGGAAAAGUGUUUGAUUUCCAGAAAGAGUUUGUAGGGUAUUGUAUCUCGGACGUCGACAUUUUACGCCAAUGCUGUGCACAGUUUAGAAGCACCCUCAAGAAGUUGGUCAACGUGGACCCUUUCCAGGAAUCCAUCACGUUUGCCAGUGCUGCUAAUUUAGCCUACCGUCGAAAUUUCAUGCCUAAAGACACCAUUGCCAUCAUUCCCAACCUCGGGUAUGAACCGGCACGACGAUAUUCGGCCAAAGCCUGUCGGUGGCUCACCUGGAUGAGUCAUCAGAGUGGAUGUCACAUACGACAUGCCAGAAACGGAGGCGAAGUCCCGAUCGGAAAUUAUACCGUCGACGGAUACCAGGAAGCGACUCGUACCGUCUACGAAUUUUACGGGUGUUAUUGGCACGGAUGCCCCACUUGCUAUCCCAGUUUACAGACGGAAACUCAUCCUCACCGGACCCAAUUUACUUACCAACAAUUACACGAGAAAACCCUCAGAAGGACUGCGGAUUUAGAGGACAUGGGGUACAACGUGUGUAGUAUCUGGGAGCACGAUUUCGAUCAACAAGUGCAACAAGAUGAGAGUUUACAGCAAUUUGUACGAGAUCUGGACAUUCCCGAUCCUUUGAAACCUCGAGAAGGGCUGUACGGAGGCCGGACCAAUGCCACUAAAUUAUAUUGUGAAGAAGGGGACAUGAGAUACGUGGACGUCUGUUCCUUAUACCCUUACGUGUUGAAACACAGACCCUUUCCCCUAGGGCAUCCCGAGAUCAUCACAGACGACUUCCAGGACGUGAGAAGUUAUUUCGGUCUCAUUCACUGUCGGGUCUUACCACCCCGAGGCCUCUUUCACCCCGUAUUACCUUAUCGGACGGGAGGUAAGUUAUUAUUUCCCUUAUGUCGCACGUGUGCCCAACAACAAGACUCUACUUCUCAACAUCCAUGUCAACACACCGAUCGGGAACGUAGUCUCACGGGUACUUGGGUGACGAGCGAAUUACAUAAAGCCCUAGACAUGGGCUAUACCUUAGAGCGAAUUUACGAAGUGUGGCAUUUUAAAGAAAGCAGUCAAGACUUAUUUAAAGACUACAUCAAUACCUUCCUCAAAAUCAAACAGGAAGCGUCCGGAUUUCCCCCCGACUGUAAGACCUCAGAACAAGAACAAGAUUACAUUCGACAAAUCUUCGACAAAGAAGGAUUCAUGAUGGAUAGGAUCAGUAUCGAGAAGAAUCCAGUGAGAAGAACCAUUGCUAAACUCUUUUUAAAUUGUCUGUGGGGAAAAUUUGCUCAACGAUUGUUAUUACCCAAAGUCAGAUACUUGGACGAAACAGAGGAAUUACACCAACUCUUACAAAAUUCGACUCUCGACAUCAAGGGCAUGCGACUCUUAGUCAAUAAAGAAGAUUCCAAUGAAGACAAGAUUCUAGUGAAUUUUCAAGACAAAGAGGAAUUCGUCGAAGAAUGUCCCUUUGGAAACGUGAUCCUGGCUUGUUUUACCACCGCCUAUGCCCGCUUACACCUCUACGAGACUUUACAACCUUUAGAAGAACGGGGCCUUUAUUUCGAUACGGACAGUAUCAUUUACCAACAUAGGGAAGGAGCUUUUAAUCCUACCUUGGGUCAUAGUUUAGGAGAAUGGACCGACGAAUUAGACGGGGAUCACAUCACCAAAUUCAUGUCGGCAGGUCCUAAAAAUUAUGCUUACCGGACGGGCAAAGGAACCGAGACCCUUAAAUGCAAAGGGAUCACUCUCAACCAUCGAACCUCUCAGUUGGUGUGCCCAGACACUUUAGAAAAAAUGCUCAAGGGAGAAAUAGAGGAAGUAAAAGUCCCUUAUCCCAAAAUCCAGAGGACCCGUGAUCAUGAACUCGUGAACAAACCUUCAGAGAAAACGUAUAGAAUUGUAUAUGACAAGAGACAAAUUGUAGAGAAUUAUAACACUUUACCUUAUGGUUAUUGA